AUGAGUCUUCCACUGCUGAAGCUUGGCGCUGUGCUUAGCACCAUGGCAAUGAUAUCAAACUGGAUGUCCCAAACUCUCCCAUCCUUGGUAGGACUGAACACCACGAGGCUAUCAACGCCAGAUACCUUAGUAAGUCACUCCGGUGGUUCAGAAAAGUUUACACUAUUCAUUAGCCCCAAAGAAGGAUGGCAGGUAUACAGCUCAGCACAGGAUCCUGAUGGACGAUGCAUUUGCACAGUGGUUGCUCCAGAACAAAACCUGUGCUCCCGGGAUGCCAAAAGCAGGCAGCUUCGCCAGCUGCUGGAAAAGGUUCAAAACAUGUCUCAGUCUAUUGAAGUCUUAAACUUGAGAACUCAGAGAGAUUUCCAAUAUGUUCUAAAAAUGGAAACCCAAAUGAAAGGGCUGAAGGCCAAGUUUCGGCAGAUUGAAGAUGACCGGAAGACACUAAUGACCAAGCAUUUUCAAGAGUUGAAAGAGAAGAUGGACGAGCUCCUGCCCUUGAUUCCUGUGCUGGAACAGUACAAAACAGAUGCCAAGUUAAUCACCCAGUUCAAGGAGGAAAUCCGGAAUCUGUCUGCCGUCCUCACUGGAAUUCAGGAGGAAAUUGGAGCCUAUGACUAUGAGGAACUACAUCAAAGGGUGCUUAGCUUGGAAACCAGACUUCGUGACUGCAUGAAAAAGCUAACAUGUGGCAAAUUGAUGAAAAUCACAGGCCCAGUUACAAUCAAGACAUCUGGAACCCGAUUUGGCGCUUGGAUGACAGAUCCCUUAGCAUCUGAAAAAAAUAACAGAGUUUGGUACAUGGACAGUUAUACUAACAAUAAAAUUGUCCGUGAGUACAAAUCAAUUGCAGACUUUGUCAGCGGGGCCGAAUCGAGGACAUACAACCUCCCUUUCAAAUGGGCAGGAACUAACCACGUUGUCUACAAUGGCUCACUCUAUUUUAACAAGUAUCAGAGUAACAUCAUCAUCAAAUACAGCUUUGAUAUGGGGAGAGUGCUUGCCCAAAGAAGCCUGGAGUAUGCUGGUUUUCACAACGUUUACCCUUACACAUGGGGUGGGUUCUCUGACAUCGACUUAAUGGCUGAUGAAAUCGGGCUGUGGGCUGUGUAUGCAACUAACCAGAAUGCAGGCAAUAUUGUCAUCAGCCAACUUAACAAAGAUACCUUGGAGGUAAUGAAGAGCUGGAGCACUGGCUAUCCCAAGAGAAGUGCGGGGGAAUCCUUCAUGAUCUGUGGGACACUGUAUGUCACCAACUCCCACUUAACUGGAGCCAAGGUGUAUUAUUCCUAUUCCACCAAAACCUCCACAUAUGAGUACACGGACAUUCCCUUUCAUAACCAAUACUUUCACAUAUCCAUGCUUGACUACAAUGCAAGAGAUAGAGCUCUUUAUGCCUGGAACAAUGGUCACCAGGUCCUAUUCAAUGUCACCCUUUUCCACAUCAUUAAGACUGAGGAUGACACAUAA
Molecule: messenger RNA, 1470 nt
Organism: Balaenoptera ricei (Rice's whale)
Lineage: Eukaryota; Metazoa; Chordata; Mammalia; Artiodactyla; Balaenopteridae
Gene: OLFM3
Product: olfactomedin 3
Exons: 8
Coding region: 1-1470 (489 amino acids)
Biological process (GO): signal transduction
Source: RefSeq, a predicted model, not a curated record